CUCAUUCUAAACGCUCUGCUUUGCAAGAUUUGACCUCUGAAAUUCUUCUCCAGCAGUGCUGACAAGGGGACUAUGGUAAUCGGGUUUAUUGGAAGAAUUUGAAGGAUCAUAUCCAAAGAGAUCCACUGUUCUAGGAGUGUGCUGUCCUUUCUUUAGCGGAGGUUUCCAAAAUAAGGAUACCUUGGUCGCAUUGGGUGUAUCGCUAUUUGUACUUUCUGCCCGUGUUCCUCAGGAAUUUUGAUGUCGUGUACGCUUGCGACCUUACUCUCUCGUUCGUUGCUCAUAACGUGCUUGGUGUGUAGUCAGAGGGUGGCAUUGCUGGGAUUCCUUAUAAGGCAAUGGCCUCUCAAGAGGAUCUGAAUCACCUGCGCAAACUCCUUCGCAGCAGGCUACCUGAUGCUGACUAUUCCCUCUUCAAAACGGAGCAUCUGCAGCUCCUGGUAGAGAAAGGAUACAACUCUACAGAAGUUCUCAAACUGGUCACAGUGAGUGAUUUGCAAGGACCUCCCGGCGCAGCUCUGCCCCAUCUUUGGGCGCGAAUAUUGAUCAAAGCUUUCCAGCCAGAUUCUGGGCGAAGUGCUGAGUCAUCACCAAGCGCAGACCCCUUCUGGCCCGACCCUCCAACAGGUCCUCCCAAGCACAACUUGGGCAGCUUAGCCGUACAAACACUGAAGGUGCAUUCAGAGGAUGGCGAUACAUGGGUGCUGUUGUUUCGUGACAAAGCGAGGGAGAUAUAUGUGGAUCCUGGCGGCAAUGUGGAGGCCAUCGAGCGGUGGCUGUGCAAAGGAGUGGAACACUGGUUUCGCCUGCCGCAGGACAACGCUGUGAUACACCCUGGGGACGGACGGCCGGUGCUGCUGUUUCUGAGUGGCCUGAGGAAGACGGGCAAGAGCUUCACCCUCGGUACCAUCUUGCCAUCAGUCAUCGCGCAACAUGAGCGUUUUGGCGUCGGGAAGCCAUGCGAGCCGCUUGUCUUGUUCUUGAAUGGCCGUUCCCUCGCACGGGCAGGGAACGCACGAGAGCUCUUGCAAGAAAUUUCAGGAACGCUGAUAAUGCAAUUGGUAGACCUCAAUGUCCCGGUUGAUCCACUUAAGUGGAAUCAGGCUUGCAGGAGCUGGGGCACUCGUGAUUUUACAUUGUCAGGAAGCAUCAUUGCUCUGCUGGAGGCCACAAGAUGCCCUCUGCUCAUCUUGUUUGAUGAGCUAGAGGCCAUGUUGCUGCCUCUGUACUCGAACGAUGCCGCCUUUGUCUUGGACAUGCAUCUGAAGCGGCUCCUUAUUUACGGGCCCCGCCAUGUCCUGUGGGCAUUGACGGGCUACUCCAGGGGUUGUGUGUGGAUUGCCCUUGAGAAAAUAAGUACUAUCGGGCAGGAUUUGGUAGAGCACUGCUUGGAAGUGCACCUGCCAGCUUCCUACACGUCCCAGCACAUGGAGCUGGUCUGGAGGGAACAAGUGGCACAGCGCGGACCCCUGCCGGAGGAUAUUUUCAAGGGCUCAGAGCCCACCCCCGCGUUCUUAGUCAAUGCAAUUAAGGCAGGUCAGAGCAGGACAGCGACUAACAGCAGCGCGCCUGUGCUGCCCAGUCAGAGCCAGCCCGGCGCAGCGCCACCCAAGGCCAGCAGCGGCCUGAGGUUGACUGGACCGCCAAGUCGCCGCCGAUCAGUCACGGCGCCACAAAUAUUUACACUCUCUGGCGGUUCCAAAUCAGUGCGGCAAAGGGGGAGUGCGGUGGAAUAAGACUCCGCCUGCAGUUGCUUUGCGGUCCUGGCAGUGGCGUUUGGUGUAGUUGGCUGAGUCUGGAGCUUUGUUGCUGCACAAUGGAAGCAGUAGGCAGUUGGCAGGGAGCAGCAAGGCACAGCUGCUCUUGAGCAAUUUACUUGUUGCCACCAGUCAAUAUGAUACCCCCACACAUUUUGGCUGGCUUGCAUGGAAAUGUGUGCGAAGGCUGAACGAAACAUACUGUGCAUCCUACACCACAUGCCCAAGCAUGUUGAUGCAGAUGUCAUCAAUGUUUGAAGCGAUGUUUGAAGCGACCUUUGAAGCUCAGGGAGCAUUUUGUAGGACAGAAUCCUUAAUGUUUGCUUCAUCAUUUAAUCUAUGACGUUAUGUG
Coccomyxa subellipsoidea C-169 is the source of this 2109-nucleotide messenger RNA. RefSeq lists its product as hypothetical. The coding region runs from base 339 to 1736 and encodes 465 amino acids. The transcript is spliced from 8 exons. Lineage: Eukaryota; Viridiplantae; Chlorophyta; Trebouxiophyceae; Coccomyxaceae. The record is from RefSeq and is a predicted model, not a curated record.